ACGUGCCUUUAACCAUUGUGAGAAACAAUGCAAUAAGAUUGUACAUUAAUCGAUGCGGUUUGCGUCUAUUAAAAUAUAUGACUAAUACACUCACCGUACAAAACAAUAUAUGUGAAAACAUUUUAUGCAUAGCACUGACUCGUUACAAGCAGGCAAUAGAGGAGAGGAAACUGGUAAAUUGGUAAAUUUAACAACUGUUAUAUCGAGUGACUGAACCGAAUCCACGCUUUACGAACGAUGAAGGUCCCAACGUUGAUGAUAUUGAGCCUAGUGGCACUAGCCACGGCACAACUGCAGAACAUGAAGAAAUUAGGAACUGCCAACAACGAAUUUGCCCUGAACCUCUACUCAAAGAUCAACGAAGAUGAAAAGGGUAAUAUAUUCUUUGGACCGUUGAGUAUCUCCACCGCCCUCGCCAUGGUUCACCUGGCCGCUGGCGGGAACACAAGCAGUCAGAUCGAGAAGGUCAUGCGGUUCGAAAGCGUCGGUGCAAACUUCAAGGAAAUAUUCCAGGACUUAAAUACACGUCUGUAUAAUAGAAACAACAAUUAUACUCUGACUUCAGCCAACAGACUCUUCGGUGAUCAACAAUUCUCCAUCAGAGAUCAGUUCCUCACUGACGCUGACAAUUUCUACAACGCUGGAAUGGAGCUAGUUGAUUUUAAAAACGCUGCCGAAAACGCUCGAGUCCAUAUAAAUGACUGGGUUAAGAACCAUACAGAAGGGAAAAUUAUGGAUCUAAUGCCCAAGGGAUCGAUUGACGCAUCUACUAUUUUGGUGUUGGCGAAUGCACUGUAUUUCAAAGGAAAGUGGACAAUGCCUUUUGAUCCAACCGACACGGCCUCAUCAAUGUUCUACACAUCUGGUAAUGACGUAGGCACAAAAAUGGAUUUCAUGUACCAAAAAGCGGAAUUCCCUCUCCUCGAAAACGCUGGCCUCAACGUCAAAGUUUUAGAGCUGCCGUAUGAUGGCGACGAUCUCAGCAUGUUCAUAGUUCUCCCAAACGAACGCACCGGACUCACAGCAUUGGAAAACGCAAUUACAAUCGACGCUCUAGAGACCCUCACCGAUCCCACGAAUUUCACCACGUCAGAGGACAUCAAAGUUUGGUUGCCUAAAUUUGAAAUUGCACAGUCAUUCGAUCUCGUUAGUACGUUAAGUGCCAUGGGGAUGAAGGAUCUGUUUAGUUCGAGAGACGCAGAUUUGAGUGGGAUACAUUCGGGAGCUAACCUUUAUAUGUCUGCCCUACACCACAAAGCGUUUGUCACUAUCAAUGAAGAAGGUACCGAGGCGGCUGCAGCAACCGGCGGAGGGAUUUCACUGACGUCAGUCCAGGAUCCCAAAGAGUUCAAGGCCGAUCAUCCAUUCAUGUUCUUCAUUAGGGAGAAAUCCACCGGAUCUAUCGUUUUUCUAGGGAGGGUAAAGGAACAGCCCGUCACUUCUGCCGUUUUCAAAAGUGGCUUUUACACCCAGGACGAUAACAACACUGCCAUGGUGAAUAAAUAUGGUGUCUUCAUGUCUCUUAUUUGUGUUUUCGUUGCAUUUGCUAUUUGGAAAUAGACGCCAAGAACUGUACAGUAGUUGAAGUCAUUGACUUUAAGGUUUCAUUUUUGCUGAUAUAUGAAAAUGGACCAAAAGUAGAAUUAUGAAAUGAGUUUUGUAAGAGUGGGAAUUCUACCGCCAGAUUUUCAUUCAAAAUGCCAAUUUGACCAAAUUUGUGCCAGUUUGAUCAAAAUUAUACAAAUUUGGGUAAAAAUUCCAAUUUUGAGUAAUUUAUGCCAAUCCGACAGCGUUUUGUAAUUCUACUUCAAAAAUCUCAAAAAGUAUAUUUUUAUGAUAUUUUGCUGUUGCAUGGGAAUUUCAAUUCGUCAAUUAAAAGGUCGCAAUACACAACAAACUGUUUCGCUAUACAAAGAUCUGGUCCAUUGAAUGAUUAAAUGCACCAGAUUAUACAGUUGCACAUAAAUGCACCAGGUUGUACGGGUGCAAAUAAAUGCACCAGGUUGUACAGGUGCAAAUAAAUGCACCAUGUUGUACAGGUGCAAACAGCAAUACCAUGUUAAUGGCUUGGAUAUAAAGUCAUUGACAGGAGAAUUGAGAUCCUUUUAGAACCUAUGACGUAUUCAGAAAUAAAAACUUGAUCUUCCAAGGGAAAAGGUACUUAGAAUUGUCCUUGUAACAAUAGAAGAAUACGCACGUAGAAAGCAAAAAUAGAUAUUGAUGAUUAGCUUUGUAUAUAACACGUCAUAGUUUGAAUGCUAUUCCCGGGUGACACGAGGACGCCAGAUUAAUAAUCUGACAUUCAAUCUCUCUCGGGCCACAGCCACGUGUAUUAUAAACAAUGGAAAUAUAUUGUUCUAUGUGUAGUGUAAAAAAAGGUUGAUGCAUUGUACAUAUUUUUGAAAUAAAUAUUUGGUUAUGUUGAUAUUUCAUAAACUAUGUUCACGAGUCUGUGAUUUUAAGGGAAAACUAACAUGGUUCCUUUAAAUAGCUCAGCAAACGUGUAUUUUGUGUGUGUGUGGAUUCGACACGAUACUAA
Owenia fusiformis is the source of this 2539-nucleotide messenger RNA. The record is from the annotation of a GenBank genome assembly. Lineage: Eukaryota; Metazoa; Annelida; Polychaeta; Sabellida; Oweniidae.